AAGGAAUGGGAAAAAUGGGAAGAUCCAGUGCAUAACCUACGUUUCUUUGUCCACAAAUUUUUGCUCACCUUCACUAGUAGGAGGUGUUGUAAAUCAAUGAACACUAUAAAAGAAAAAAGCUAAUGGAUUAAAUGGAAUCAGCAUAAAUCCACGGUGAAGAAAAUAUUGUAAAAAUGGCUGAAUCAAACGUUCCUCUCAAACCCUUGAACAAGGAGUUUGUAGAUGAAAAAUUAGCACUAGAAAUAAUUGAAGUGUUUCCCAGCAUUUCACCCGAUUACUUGAGAAAUAUUUGUGCAGCUAAACAAUGGUCACAAGAUACUUUCAAAGAAAUGAUAGCCACAAUUUUGACCACAGAAAAUGUUCCCAUAAGACCUGAGAGACUGGUUUCGAAAGGAAUUGAUCCCCAACAGCAAUUGGCCAAGCUCAAAUCAAUUUUCCCUGACGCAGAUCCGACAUAUUUGAAACGAAAAGUUAACGAAUUAAUUGGCAACAAAAACUAUCCCACCAUGAAGGAGUGUUUGCAAUUAUCUGACCAACAUAAACAGUAUACAUCUGAAUUCAAUGUGGAAAAGUUUGUGGAAAUUUUUCCAGAUCCGGUAGCUUUUUUUGAAGAUCCUAACCGAAAAAUUAAUAUUGAAACUGAUGACAAGUACUACAUCAAAUGGUUCCUGAGAAAGAAAUACAGCCAACUCUAUGUCAAAGACAUUAAUUAUGCUGUUGACUUUGCUGGAAAUACUAAUAUUUUUGCUAUGGUAAACUAUUUAGAAAAACGCCUUAAAGACGGUAUAACGAGCUCAGUGAGAGUGACCACCACUACUAUGAGUGAGACCCCCAUACAAAACAUACCAUUGCUUCAGGAACUUGCCUACUUUGAGCAUAAAGAAGAAAUACUGAGGUAUUUGGAGGAAAAAAAUGAUCAAGCAGCAAAACAUGAACUGGAAACCAAACAAAUGGGUCUUAUGCAUUAUUGUAGCUGCUGUUUCGACGAUCAAGUUAUGCCGUUAGAUAUUCUCACUUGCACUGGAGGCUGUAGAUUCUGCAGAGAAUGUAUCAAACGUAGCUCCGAAAUAGCUUAUGGUGGUGGCAAAAUUAAUUUCCCUUGUCUUAAUAAUGGGUGCGACGAGGAAUUCGGUUUACAGGUGCUACAGAACGUGUUGGAUCCAAAACUAUUUUCAAAAAUAGCACAAAAACAGGCUGCGGCUGAAGUUAAAGCUUCAGGAUUGAAAAACUUAGAAUCCUGUCCUUUUUGCGAUUUUGUCAGCAUUCUAGCUCCUGAGGAAAAAAUAUUUCGAUGCCUGAGUACUGAUUGCAUGAAAGAAUCUUGCAGGCUCUGCAAAGAACCUUCUCACUUACCGUUGCUAUGUGAUGAGGUCGAAAAAGACGAAGCAGUCAAAGCAAGGACUUUUAUCGAAAACAAAAUGGCAGAAGCAUUGAUGAGGGAGUGCUGGAAAUGCAAAACCAAAUUCAUCAAGGAAGACGGUUGCAAUAAAAUGACAUGUCCUUGCGGAGCAAUGACGUGUUACAUCUGUAGAAAACCUAUCAAAAACUACCAACAUUACAACGGGCAAGGUGGCGACCAAUCCAAAUUAUGUCCUUUGUACAGCGAAAAUAUACUAAACAACGAAAAAGAAGUUUUAGAGGCGGCCAUGGAAGCCAAAAAGCAGGUGGACCCGGCGAAAUUGAAAAACGAUCCGACUGUCGCUGUUCAAAAGUUUGCUGAUAAAAUUAAACAGGCAGAGGUGAGAAUGGAACAAUACCGGCAACAGGUGGCUCACUGGCGUCCAGACGCAGGGUUCUUGGAAGGAAUGCAACGUAUCCAUGAGGGCUUUUUGAUGGGAAUGAAUCUGGGUUUGCCGAUGUUUUUUCCAUUCGAUGUUCCACUUGACGACCCAUUUCUGUUGCAAGUCUGGCGUUUGCAGAGGCAAAUGUUGUUUGGACCAAUGGAACGAGGAAACAAUAAUUAAUAAAUGUUAGAGCACAAUGGGCCAAUAUUUUUAGUUGUUAGUAAUCCUGUGCCUUUUGUGUCUAUGCAAAAUAAGAAACUAUUUUUAAUACCCUAGUGGCAAAGUGCUUUUUUUUUGUUAUCGCAUGUGAACUGAAGUAGAUACAAAAUCAUUGCAGAUUUGAUUAACAAGUCUGUCAAUUUUUGGAACACCAUUCCUGGAUUAAUUAUAAUUAAUACACCUUUAGUAGCAAUAACUGGAAUGGAAAUUUCGCUGGGGUAUUAAAAAUAGUAUAUUUUCACUCAAACCAAACUAAAUCUGUGAUGUAACUUUUUGUAGGAAUGUUUGAAUCGAGGUUUGAAUCAUCUGAAUUGGAAGUUAAUACCAUUAAUUGACCAGAUUGAUUAUCGUACCUAUAGCUACAUCUACAGUUAGUAAUGGUUUAUUGAUGCAUAUUUAUUUGUGCCUUAUAAUUGUAAGGACUGACUUUUAAAAAAAGUUUUAUUGUAAUAAAAAUGUCAUCAUUUGAUGAAGUGAACACAAAGGCUGUUUUAAAAAAUUAUAGACUGGCUAGAUUUUGUAGUAAAAUAGUUUUGUUCUUGCUGUAAAUACCUACUGCUCUGAGCAAAAUUUUAACAAGUAUUUUUUCGUUCUGACACGGUUUUACAGGUUGUUUCCUCAAUUUUUCCUGAUAAAAUUGUAUGGUAUACAGUAUUAAUAGAAUAGUUUUCCUUAUUUUAUGUUGAAAUUCGUUUUAGUACCAAGAUUUUAUUGACUAGCAAGUAGUUUAGUUUGUAGCGUUGUUUUUCCUAUAACUGAUUGAGGUAAAGUUUGAGCUGAAAGUUGUCCGUGAAAAAAAACAUUCCAACCAAAGAACUGUAUUGGGGUAAUCCUAAAAACUCCAUAUAUGUCACCUAUUAUGUGUUUUUUUUUGUGGUAAAUCUGAAGUUUGUUAGAAUAUUUUCAUGUGUUUGGUUUUAUAAUUGUCAAAGACAUUAGAUAAGGUAUAUGUAUUCAGAAAUACUUUAUCCCAAUAUGAAUUCUAUAAUGUGAUUAAAAUAUUAUGCUUAUUACUUUAAAGUGCGACAAGUGAGUGAACCUUGGUAACGUAUGAAGUAGCAGAGGGGAAGACGAAAACCUAUACUAUACGACGUGAUGGGUCCUCGAAGUGGUGCAUGGCGAAAAUUGCGGUUACCCUGACGCGACGACCCGCGUAUAUGUAUAUUUAAUCUCGGGCCUAUCAGGAGGGUUCUGCCCCCAUUCCUUCCACACAGGUUCACUCACUUGUCGCACUUUACUUAUGAAUAAUAAUGGAGGCUGUGUCCUUUAUUUUCUUAUAAUGUAACUUGUAUAUAAGAUCAGGUUUAAAGUGUAUUCUGUGAAAAAAAAUUCCUUCUUUGUGCUGUGUUGAUGAGUUCAAAAAAAUAAAUAAAAAUUUGCCCAUCAUUUAGAAAUGUAUUUAUUUCUAUAUGACGUAGUUAUUUUAGAAAUAGUAAUGGUUUCCUGUUUGUAAAUUGAAUUAAAGAAAAUAUUUUGUUACUGAAGAAAUAUAUAGAUUUUU
Ceutorhynchus assimilis (cabbage seed weevil) is the source of this 3504-nucleotide messenger RNA. The record is from the annotation of a GenBank genome assembly. Lineage: Eukaryota; Metazoa; Arthropoda; Insecta; Coleoptera; Curculionidae.